Messenger RNA from Fulvia fulva, 1791 nucleotides. RefSeq lists its product as uncharacterized. The record is from RefSeq and is a predicted model, not a curated record. The transcript has a single exon. Lineage: Eukaryota; Fungi; Ascomycota; Dothideomycetes; Mycosphaerellales; Mycosphaerellaceae. The coding region runs from base 1 to 1791 and encodes 596 amino acids.
AUGUCCAAUAAUAACUUCACCUUCUUCGACCAAUUCGACUUCACCAAGGGCUUUGCGGCACCCGAUCUUAUGGCGGGCUUUGCCCAGGACGAUCAGAAUCAAUAUAUUGACCCUGCGCUGCUGCAGCUUGAUGCGCAGAGUGGUGAUGGCGCAGGCCAGGUGUCGGCGAGUGUGGGUGUAAACCCGCAGCCCGCACUUGACGAUGUUGACUGGGAUAACUUGCUCAGGGACUUCCCGAGCCACGACGACGAAGGCACGCAAGCCAUUGCUGUACUCCCCGAAAAGCCUCCAUCGGAAUCUGUUCAACACCAUACAAUACCUCCCGGAUCGAGCCACAGCCCGCACUUCGGCCUCCAAGUCGAUCGAUCACAAUUCGAUCACGAUCUCACUAGCCAGUCAUUUCAAAGAACUGCAGCCUCCGCCAGAUCUCAGGUGCAGAAUCUAUCUCCCAACAUGCACCACAUCCCGAAUCUCGGUCGUGCGCCAGAAGGUCACUACAGCCCGCCGUCCUGGUCGAACCAAGUGCCAGCUUCUUUGCGCACACCUCAGAUGCAGCAAACUUUCAUGACGGGGCACAACAUGACACAGAACAAUCCGUACAGUAGCCCUGUGCAUUCUAUCGAGGCUGAACAUCAGCAGUACGCUUCGCAUCAGCAGCGGUUCACGCAGCGGCCGAUACACGGUCAAUACAGCCAGGUCCAGCAGGGCUAUGUUGUCCGUGAUGUUGAGCAGGACAGUCCAGGCAUAAUUCAUCAGUACAGCCCAGGCCCUGAAGCCUCUCCCGAUCCAGAGUAUUCUGAUGCUGGUAGUCGACGGCCAAAGGGCAAGGGCAGAGCUCGCGACGGCUCAACGCCGCACGAGAACCCGCGCUGUCUUGAUUGUGGCAAACGGUACCGACUGACCAAGAGCGAGGGCCGCUGUUCACGUUGCGCAGACAAACACAUUCGGAGAUUGGCCGGUCAGCAACCGCACACUUAUGUCCUGGAUCCGUCAGUGCCAGACAUUGCCACCGCGAGACAGAUUGUGAGCCCGCUAAUUCCAGGUCGAAACCUCUGCAAUGACGACUACCACCGGUUCGCAGGUCAAGAGAACCUUUGGGUGGAGCGACUUCUGCAAGCUGUCAAUGUCGUGCAGUCGGAGGCGAAUGAUGGCAGUGUCUGGGCACUUCGGCAGCAGACAUACCUCAACGAAAAGGCCGAGCUCGAGAAAGGCUACACCGACCAGCAAGUCACUGCCCGACUCCGCGCUCUGUACCAGGAGAUCGUCAACUACCACGCGGGCGGACCAGCAGUGUAUGCAAUAGGUGGCGACAACGCAGGCUACACCGACAACCGCAUCCUGACAUUCUCUAAGCGCAUCAACAUGAUAUGCGGAAUCAUGGCCAACAACAAGCGAGUGGUGAUGGACGUUGUCGAAGGCCGCGGUGUCCAGGGUCUCGUUGCUAACCCGGAGGUGUACAACCGUCGGAAACAGUCAAACAAUAACUGCAACGAGGAGAAGAAGCGUAUCAUGGAGAAGGGCAAGGAGGUCGAGGGUGUGACGCCUGGACCGAAGACCAGGAAGCGGAGGAGGACUGCUGCUUCGAUGGAGCCUGAUGUGGACGGGUACGAGCCGGUCGAGACUGAACAUGCCCAAGCUGCUCCGUCUGAUGGCCUGAGAAGAAGUCCUCGUUUGGCGGAGCAGCUGGAAAACGCUCUUGCCGAUAUCGAUGGUGUGGAGCGCGAGGGCUUGGGGGAUGAUGAGUACAUUCCGCUUCAGGGCUACUCCGCGGUCAACGGUGGCUACAGGUAG